Molecule: messenger RNA, 4116 nt
Organism: Dictyostelium discoideum AX4
Lineage: Eukaryota; Evosea; Eumycetozoa; Dictyosteliales; Dictyosteliaceae
Product: EGF-like domain-containing protein
Exons: 6
Coding region: 1-4116 (1371 amino acids)
Source: RefSeq, a predicted model, not a curated record
AUGAAAAUAAAUUUAAUAUUAUUAUUCAUUUAUUUAUUAUUUAUAAAUGUUAAUAAAAGUCAAUUAAUAGAAAUAACAACAAGUAACACAUUAUCAUUAUCGAUUGAAAAUCCAAAUUAUUCAAAAAAUUUCAUUUCAUCUUAUGUAAAUUAUUGUUUAAUUGAAUAUCAAAUUUUAGUUUUUAAUAAUGGCGGUCUUGGUAGUUAUUUAUCAGAUUUUAAAACAACUUCAAGCAUACCAAGUUUAUUAAAAUCUUCUAAUGACAAUUCAACUUAUUUAUAUUCUUACAAUCUACAAGUUCAAAUGGAUACAUCACUCAUUAUAAAUUUAACACUUACAUCAAACAAUUUAGUUCAAACAAUAUAUCAAUUAAAUCAAACUUGUAAUAAUGUAUUAAAAGAAAAUAAAGUAGUAGAGUUGGAUGUUGUUCCUUUUGUAUUUAAUGAUGGAUUUUAUUCACUUUUUCCUGUAAAAGAAGAAGACAAUGAUUUAUUUUUAGCAAUUUCAUCUCAAGGUGAUCUUGUGUACACAGGUUUCAAAAAUUAUUUUUUUAUGGUAUGGGGUGCUGAUUCUACCAAUCAAGGUAAAUCUCUUACUGAUAAAUGGAAUAGAUUACUUUCAUUUUCUAAUGGUAAAACUUUAAACAUUACUUCAAGGUCAUAUUGGGAUUAUUUUCAAGAAAAUGAAUUACCAAAUCAACCAAGUGAAAUUUCAUUUUAUCCAUCAGGUUUAAAUAGUAGUAACCCAAUGUUUACUGAUUUUGGUUCCUAUAAUGCACCAUUUGUUAAAGUAAAAAUUGAAUCUGAAAUUAUAAAACCAUAUUUUUAUUUAUGUUUUGAUUUUGAAUGCACUUCAUUAGCACCUUUAAAACCAAUCAAAGGUAUUAAAGGAAAUAUGACAUAUGUUUCCUAUAUGUUUAACCAAAUAACUGAAGAUUAUCACAAUUAUUCAUUAUCAAUAGCAAAUAAAUAUUCAAUAACCAAUUCAAUUAUAAAAACUAAAUUUAAAAGGUUUAAAUUACCAUUAUUGAAUAUAAAUGUUUUGGAAAGUAAAUUACAAGAUAACCCAAUACCAUUGUUUUCAAUAGCAUUUAAUAAUACAUCACCUUUUAAAUUUACAACAACUUUAUAUUCUUUUAAUUAUAGAAAUUCAAUAAUUGGAUGGCCUUUUGGGUUUUUAUCAGGUAAUAAUUUAAAUCACACUCGUUCAAUUACAUUUCAAAAAUAUAUAGAUAGUAAGGAGAAAACCAGUUUUUCAUUCAUGACACCAUAUCUUGGUGAUGGUCCACCCGGUCUGAUAAUAGAUAGCAGUGAAAAUGUUGUAAAUAAUCCACCUCAAAUGAUAUCAUAUAAAUUUAUAAGGGUUCAAGGAUUUGUUUUUAUUUUAUCAAUCGAUUUUACUUCAAUUAAUGGGAUACAGUAUUUUGCUAUUGAUUCUAGUGUUUCUAAAAGUUUAGAUAAUUUGGUCAAAGGUGAUAUUUACAAAGGUACUUUUGAAAUAGUAAUUGAUGCAGUAUUUGAAUAUAUUAAAUUGGUCGAUACUUUAAAUUUUCAAAUUUACUAUAAACUUGGUGAUAUUAUUUCAUUUAAUCCAAUAUUAAGAUUUGAAAACCCACUUUUAUUAAAAUCUUUAGAUCAUACAUAUUUUGAUGAUCUUUGGUUUUCAACCAAUGAAUUGGAUUUAAUUGAUAAAGAUAAUUACAUAAUUGCAUAUAUAAAUUCCUCUAAAAUGCCUCAAGAUUUACUUUUAUCUUCAUAUAUAUUGGAUGUAAUAACACAGACUAGCAUUGAUACAAAUCCAAUUAUUUACAAUUCAACCUUGGGUUUAUUUACAAGUAAAUUUAUUGUAAAAAAGAAUAAUAUUUUUGGUGAAAUAUUCUUUUACUUUCAACAUUCACUUUCUGGUUUUUUUUUAAAUAAUGCACCAAAUUCAACUCAAUUAAUGGUUAAUAGUACAGUUUUAGAUAAUGAAGGACCUAUAUUCUCAAAGAUUGAAACUAUUGGAAAUGAAACAUUACUUGAUUUAAACAAUGUAAAUGGUGUUGUUGGUUGGAAUUUUACUAUUACAGAUUAUCUCAAUGGUUUUGAUCGUGGUUAUAUUAAAGUAAUGGGAUCUUUAGAUAGUUCUACAUUUAAUUUCAAUUUUACUUUUAAUGAUUUCAUUUCAGGUAAUAAAUUUGAAGGAGUAUAUCAAUUAUUAAUUCCAGUAUCAACCCCAUGUUCUUCUCAACAAUACCAAAUAGUUUAUGUGGAACUAUAUGAUACAAACCAAAUUCUUUCUAAAUUUGAACCGUAUACAGGUUUCUCUCCUCUAAUAAACCCAUUUAUGUAUUUAUAUGAAAACUCUGAAGAUGGAGGUUAUUCUUUGAUGACCAUGGUAUCAGUUUUGUGUCCAUCUUUUCCUGAGGAUCCCUCAAAACCAGUUUUACUAUCAUUUACAUCAUCAAAAUCAAUUAUUGAUGUUGGUUUAAUAGAUAGAUCUGUAACUUUUACUUUUGAAAUUAUACCAAGCCAAAGUGGUAUUAGAAAAAAUCAAUCACCAAUAAUUUACAUGACUUCUAAAAGAUUGGAAUCUUUUGAAUGUGUAUCAAAAUUAACAGAUGGUAGUAAUAUCACAUAUGCAAAAUAUACAUGUACAACUCAAUUACCAUUAAGUUUUGGAUAUCCAGGUGAAAUAAUAUUGUCAGUUUAUGGUAUUAUUAAUAAUGGAGGUCAUUAUCAUGGUUUCUCAACUGUUGAUUUAUUAUCCACUUCAUCAAAAGGUUAUAUAAGUACAUCUAUGACAGUGGAUCAACCAAUAUUGACUUCAAAUUUAAAGUAUUAUUCCGAUGAUAAAGAGUUAACCAUUUUAGGAAGAUCAUUAUCAAACAUUAAUAAAGUAUUAAUAAAAGAUGUAGAUACAGAAUCUAUAAAUCAAACAUUGGGAAUUGAAUCAAUAUCUUUUUAUGGUUCAUCAGGUAUUAAAAUUUCAAAUAUUAUUCCAAAUGAUAAAUUAUUUGAUGUUUUAGUAAUAUCAAACUCAACUAUUGAAUCCAAUAAACUUAGAGUUUCUCCAGUUUAUUUUAAUUUAACACCUUCAAAUAUAGAACCACCUAUUACACCAACUCCAUCUACACCAACUCCAUCAACACCAAUCCCAACUAAUCCACCUCAACCUUGCCCAGGUAAGCCUAUGUGUGGUGGUGAAAAGCAAGGAUAUUGUUCAGCAGUGGGAACUGGUUGCAUUUGCGUAUCACCUUGGAUCGGUCUGGAUUGUAGUUCUAAAGUAAUCAUUGUACCACCACCAGUUAUUAACAAUACUGAUCCAUCAGUUGUAAUACCAACAAUACCAAUUGACGAAAACAGUUCUAUUAGUAAUGAAUUGCCAGAAGUAUUGUUUAAAUCAUUAAUAUCAUUAGUAUCAAUAAGAGAAAUAGAUUUCAAUGAAAAACAAGUUACAAACCAUAUAUUUGAUAAAUGGAUUUAUACACCAAUUACAGAACUAAAGAAUCAAUAUAAAACAUCAGUAUUAAAUACCAAUAUAACAGCUACAUUGGAAUGGUUUAACACUAGUACUGAUAUUGAAUUUGCAAAUCAAAAAUUAACAAUGAACCCUUCAACUAUUAAAUAUACAAUAGAGGUCACUGGUGAAUAUAAAUUUGCAAAUGCAUUAAAUCAACUUCAAUUAAUAAUGUUUGCAUCAUUUGAAUCAUCUAAAACCAAUGAAAUUUGUUCAAAUACACAAUUUGGUAAUACAAGUACAGGCGAUAAUUCAAAUUUUUUAAAAAUUCAAAUAGAUAAUCAUUCAUUGUAUGGAAGAUUCAUUAAACGUGCAAUUAUAGAUGGUGAAUUUAGAAGUGUGUCAAAUAAACUAUUAGAUUCAUCAUUAAACUCAAUCAAUUCAGCAUCUUCAAUUCAAACAUAUAUAGCUAUUACAGUUCCACAAUUUAAAAAUCAAAUUAUAAUUGAUCCAGAUUUCAGUGUGUUAUUAGAUUUCAAUGAUGCAUCAUCUAAUGGCGCCACCUCUAUUUGUAAUAAUUCAUCAUCUGAUGGUUUAAGUACUUCUCAAUUGGUUGGUAUUAUUAUUGGUUCAGUUGCAUUUUUACUUGUAAUUAUAAUAUCUAUAACCUAUAAUUAG